AUGGCACCCAGUACAUCCGGUCCGCAGAUCUUCGACGACGCCAGUCGACCCCCCGUCAAAUCGUCGGUUUUCCGGACCAUGUUGUCCAGACCUCACAAGAGGAACCAGUCUGCAGACGACGCCACGCCCCAAUUCCAUAUGAACACACCAGUGGGCACCACACCCUUCCCUUUUGCUGGGGGCCCUGCUCCAGCCCCGGGCCAUCUCCCACUCGCGGAAAUCGCUCCGAAUCGCGAUGCCGGAGAAACCAACGUGCCUACUCACCAGCAUGGAAACAAGAACGGCAAGAUUGUGCAUAAGAAAACCAAAAGUACCGUUUCUCUGAAAUCACUGAGAAGCUACAUGGAGCGAAAGUCCGAAGACACACCCCAGGAAGAGACGGAGGAGAAGUCUCCAAAGAAGACCAAAUCAUCCACCAGUCUUUCCGUUCUUUUGAAGCGGUCCCAACGGGGACGCAAAGCCAACGGCUCCAAGCAAAGCCGUGACAAGGAAAACCGAAGCCCGACAGACCUCGUCGAUAGCAUGCCAUCACCAGCCUGGGCAGCGCCCCCAGCCUACCCGGAAUCAGUCACUCGGUCACGACACAAUUCCACUUCCGACAGACAACGCAGUGUCGCGGAGGAAGUGUCCCUCUACACCCCCAAGGGGUACGGUCCAGCCCAACAACGAAACUUCUACGAUUACCAACAGCCACCGUCGCUUGCCAGACGGGGCGAGACGAAGCCUCGACCAAAGUCGGACAUCCUGACUGGGAACAGAAGGAUGAAAGAUUUCCUGGGAUCCGUGCAGCGCACACCCUCGGGAGAUAGCGAUAGUACUCGGAGUGUCGCUGCGUCAUCCAAGACUAGAGUAUCUGACCAGUCUCAAAAGGCCUCGGCUUCCGAAUCCUCCGCUCCAACCCCGAUCAAAGAAGAGCCGAAUCCCAAGAGAUUGUCUCGAGUACAGGCCGCAAUCUCGGCCUUCAACGCGAAGGAACGUGAUGCGGAUGUGCACAGACACUUGAACUCGAAGGAUCUGGAGAGUGAAUUUGAGAAGUUGCUGGAUGCGAGAAACAUCCCCCACAAUAUGAGGGACAAGAUGCGCUCUCUUGAUACCAACAUCAAGGCCGAUUUCAUUCAGAAGGACCGAACCGAAAAUGGCACACCCCACAGUGCUGGAACCUCGGAGAGCCGCCGUGGACGUGGAAAGGAAUCCAAGGACGACCGCCGAUCUGAAGACCGCAAGGGUUCGCGCUCGCGCUCUCGGAGCCGGGGCUUCACAUUCGGCAGAGGCUCAUCGUCUCCUGGCAAAAAGGCACGGCCAGAAAGCGGAACAUUUAGCCGGCCACGAUCAGUCGACCUGUCGCAGCCCGUCGGUGUUUAUACGGCCCUCAGCGCGGCUGGGUCUACUGUAUCUCUGCAUGAAGCGGCGGUUGUUGACACCGCUGCUGAUCCAUCUGACUUCGUGCACUAUCUGAGGGAGAUUCAGAAGCCAGAGAUGGUUGAAGUUGGAAAGAUUCACAAACUUCGACUUCUUCUUCGUAACGAAACAGUCGCUUGGGUCGAUGGGUUCAUCGCUGAAGGUGGCAUGAACGAGAUCGUUCAGCUCAUCUAUCGCAUAAUGAAGAUGGAGUGGCGAGAGGAUCACGAAGACACACUUCUUCACGAAGCUUUACUUUGCCUGAAGGGCCUCUGCACCACCUCUGUGGCUCUCGCGCGUCUGACCGCGAUUGAGGCAGACCUCUUCCCCGCAUUGCUGAAGAUGCUGUUUGACGAGGAAAAAAAGGGCCCAAGCGAGUUCACGACACGGAGCAUCAUCAUGAACCUCUUGUUCACACAGGUCUCUGCAGUGAGCCCCGAUGAGAUUCCAGGCAAGCGUGUUGAGCGAAUCCUGUCCUAUCUACGAGACCCUUCACCACAGGAGGAAAGCCAGCCAGUCUCUUUCAUCGCCAAUAUCUACCAGUCCCGACCCUAUCGUGUCUGGUGCAAGGAAGUCUCCAAUGUAACCAAGGAGGUCUUCUGGAUCUUCCUGCACCACCUGAAUGUGAUCCCGCUCCCCAAAUCCGAUCCCAAGUCAGAGGAUGUUUUCAUCGAGAAACGCCCCGCGGAUCCUCGUUCGUACUACCAACGGCACUUUCCUCCCCCUCGUCCACCGGUCCCCGCUGCUCCAUAUGUCGGCGGCGUCGAAUGGGAUGCAACCAACUAUCUCGCCUCACAUCUGGAUCUCUUGAACGCCAUGAUCGCCUCUUUGCCCACGACAGAAGCACGAAACCAGCUUCGAUCUGAGCUUCGCGCUUCUGGCUUUGAGAAGGUGAUGGGCGGUAGUCUCCGCACCUGCAAGGAGAAAUUCUAUUCUGCCGUCCACGACGGCCUUCGGACUUGGGUUGCUGCCGCGGCCGAAGACGGCUGGGCAUAUACUUCCGUGCGUGAGGGUCUUCGCGCUGGUGACCCCGGCUCUCCUACCAAGUCGCCCAAGAAGGCGCCUGGUAGCCCCAAAAAGAUCAUGCUCGAUGAAAAGCCACCUCAACUUCAGCUGGCCCUCGAUAUCCCUAACAACCGCCUUGCUCCCGGUCCAAUCUCUGUUCCUGGAACACCAUCGAGUGACCUCCCCCGCUGGCUUUAA
Penicillium cinerascens is the source of this 2601-nucleotide messenger RNA. RefSeq lists its product as uncharacterized. Gene Ontology annotation, molecular function: actin binding; small GTPase binding. The coding region runs from base 1 to 2601 and encodes 866 amino acids. The transcript has 2 exons. Lineage: Eukaryota; Fungi; Ascomycota; Eurotiomycetes; Eurotiales; Aspergillaceae. Gene Ontology annotation, biological process: actin cytoskeleton organization. The record is from RefSeq and is a predicted model, not a curated record.